UAACUACACUAUACAAGAUGUUGAUCGACCCAUAUUUUUAACGCUAGACUGUAUCAUGCUAACAUUAACAUAAGCUUGAGGUUUGUGUGGAGAUUACUAGUGGUAGGAAUUUUAUGUGCUGAAACUUUUCGUUAAUGCGUCUUUUCGUUGUUGUUUGGUUUCGUGAAACGGAAGACGAUUCAAUAAGAUACACGAGCUAUAUUAAAAUUUGUUAUAGUUUUCUUUUGAUAACCGGUAAUAACAAAAGGAUAUAGUUUGGAUGAAAGUGUUCAGUGUCCUCUCAAACCUUUUAAUGAGACCGCACAGAGAUGAUGAAAGACAGCCGAAGAAUUCUUUUCAGAGCUCGAAAGCGUUACAUGUUCGGGAAGGAUCACUGUAAAGUUCUGUUACUGUGUGUUAUAUCGUUUAUCAUCAUAGUGUAUCACGUGAUCCACCACAGAGACCCCGAAUCAGGAACAAAUUCUAAGCGACGCUCCUUGGUGGUUCGACCAUCAAAACCUUACAAGAGCCACCCAUACCAUGCCAGGAAGCACACCAAAUCGUCUGCUUUGAGCAAGAACAAUAACUCAUCUCUAAGUUCGACCAAAGACGAAAGUAACUCAUUUAAAAAGUUGAGAAAAGUCGAAAAUAACUUUAUUCAAUAUGUGAAAAUAGAAGAAAAUAACUCAUUCCAAAAUCUGAAAAAGGAGGACCACGCUCCGAUACUCGAUAGCCCAAAACAACCUACUCAACCCAUUCAGGCUGUUCCGUCAAAAAGUGUUUUACUUGAAACAUUUAAAAGCGAUUUAAAGCCAAAAGAAACCAUUCCGAUUUUGAACAAUUCAAUUUCUCAAGUUAAUCGCAAAGUUUACCAAAAGGCGGCAAAUGAAUUUGUACAUAAAAUUUGGCUUAAAAACAAUACAUUGGAGAUAAAUAAAUUUGGCAUGCCUAGUAAAAAUCUGGCUAAAUUGAACAACCUGCUGAUAAAGCCUGUACCGAAUACGUCCGGUCAAUCUUUCCCCAAACUUUUAUUUGAAAGUCAUAAAAAGUUUGGGACAAAUCAAGAAAUAAAGAAACAACACCUGCUUUCACUAAACAAAUCGCAAACUUUGGGUACCAUUGCAUCAAACGCUAAAACAUUUAGUCAAAGCGGUGCUGAUAAAAAUUCAAAGCUACAUUUUACAAAUGGCUGACUUAACUAAGUGUUGGAAAAUUGGAUUACGUCCCCUGUAUAAAACAAAGCGACAAAUGAAUCUUUUUCCAUUUUUUUUUUUUUGUUAGCAAACAUCAAGUGUUUGUAGCAAUUAAAAGCUAAAUUUCUUUUGUAACAAGUUUGAUUCAAAUAAAA
Molecule: messenger RNA, 1327 nt
Organism: Physella acuta
Lineage: Eukaryota; Metazoa; Mollusca; Gastropoda; Physidae
Source: RefSeq, a predicted model, not a curated record